AUCGCUGUGAUGUUCUCCGAAUCGAAUGCUCUUUCCAAGCCGUGACUAGCAACCAUCAUUCCUCAACUCCAAGGGAGCCUGCACCUACGAUGAGCUCUAGUGAUUAUAAUGCUCGGCUUCACGCUGUCGAAAGCACUCUAACGCAGCUACAAGCGUCGAUAUCCGCUAGCAGGACAAAUAUUUCCCAAGAUAGACCCGAGAACCUCUCAUGGAGUGCAGAACGAACGGCUCGUGAUGCGCCCAUGAGUCUAAUUCAAGAAAUCAGAGAGAAUAUCACCUAUGAAAACCCAUCCAACAUCGAGGACUGUACGGAGGAUAUGAUAAUUAAGGGCAUUGUCUCUGAAGAUCUGACACAAACACUUCUUGAAGGUUUUUCGAAAUUGUCAAGCCGUUGGCUAUUCAUGACUACAGACCCUGUUCAACUACGUACCAAGUCGCCACUCCUUUACGGAACUUGUCUUCUGGGUGGUCUUCAUAUAACGCCAUCUUUGCAUGGGUCGCAAACGCAUCAGGCAUUGUACCGCCAUGUUCACGGACUCUUGGGGCAAACUCAUCUAUCUUCAGCUAGCUCGCUGGAUACAAUCCAGUCGAUGUUAAUCCUCUCUAUGUGGGACUUGCGACCCACCCUAGGUCAUGAGCACGGGAAUUCAUGGUUGCUGAGUGGAACAGCAGGCAUGCGAGUUAUGAUGACGACUUCUUUUGAGCAACUUCUCAAGUCAAAUAAUAGCAAUGGUGGCGAAGAAUCCCGAGCACAGGAACUGAUGCGCACAUGGAACUUGAUUUGUCUCUGCCAGUUACAUGCACGCGAUGAGCUUGUAUUGGCUGGAGUAAGGCUGUAUCGGGUUCUUUGGGGAUUGAUGAGUUCAAAUGUGAUUCAGAGGACGAGCGCUACUUGGCCCGAGAUUGACAGCUUGAGAAAAUCUCAAGAGAAUAUCUACAAGCUUGACUCCUCCGAGCCCCUUCGCUUUGCAUACUCCUGCGCCUAUUUGAUGCUAGCACGUCGGACGCUACAACACAUGAAUCACACCGAAUCCGACAAAUCUAGUAACCCUGAAUUAGCAUUUGAGGUAUCCGCGCUUCCGUUCAUUGAAUGCUCAAUUUAUCACUCCAUUCGAAUUCUGAAUCUUUUUCUAUCCAUGUCGGAAUUGACCACCUACAUCCACCCUGUCUACGAAAACCUACUAUGCUCCUUCGCAAUGGUGACAUUAGCCGAGUUCGUCACUCAUAUAGCUGAUGUUGGUCACACAAUGCUUUUGAUGGAGCAGGCCAUUUCACAUAUCCAAUGUGGGGGCAAGGCAGAGCCGGUGAGUCGAUGGUGCCUUAAUAUCAUAAAGCAACACGUUGCAGAGGGUAAUGAGCCAGCUCAUCUUGGACUGGCGGGGGCAAACAGAGUAGAAACAUUUACCUCACAAUCGGUUCAGGAUUUACCGGAGUCUUGGGACGACAACGAGUGGAGUAUCGAACAAGAAUUUCCGUCACUUGAAGACAUGCUCUUUGGAAAUGUUAUUUGAGAAGAUUGCUAUUGACAAAAUUUGUUCAUAAAGUCACUGGUUACCAACAUAAAUUGUGUAUAUAAGAGCGAAGAACCCC
Penicillium canescens is the source of this 1590-nucleotide messenger RNA. RefSeq lists its product as uncharacterized. The record is from RefSeq and is a predicted model, not a curated record. The transcript has 7 exons. NCBI's taxonomy places the organism in Eukaryota, Fungi, Ascomycota, Eurotiomycetes, Eurotiales, Aspergillaceae. Bases 90 to 1511 code for a protein of 473 amino acids.